AGCUGCAGCCCGCGCCUCCCCGCCGCCGGCCCGGCUCUAACGUCGCGCCGCCGUUUUUAACUCCGUAGCGGCGCGGGGGGGCGCCGAGAAACUCGCAGCUCUCGGGACCCGCGGCAGUGCUCCGUGCGGGGCUCCCCGCCGCCAACGGGCAGGUGCCGCCGUGGGCGGCCGGGCGGGCGCGCGCGGCCCCGGGUCGUUCAUCGCGGCGCUCCCCUCUCCUCGUUUUAAGUCCCACUCCCCACCACGUUCCUUCUGGAAGCCGGCCCGGCUGGAGGAGGCGAGGAGCUGCCUGUCUCCACCCGCUCCGAGCUGCCGGCCCGAGGGGGAAACCGAGGCACGGCCGAGUAGGAGCUGGAGGGGCGUGAGGGGAAAGUGCCCCCGUGUGUGCUCCUGGAACUGGGCUUUAUCCUCCCUUAACCUUGGACAGCUUUUGUGAGAUUUCUAGCAGUGUCUGUAGGAACUUGUUGAUUUUAAGUUUCUGUGGGGCAAUAUGAGGUGUGCUGCUUGCCCUCUCUGCCCUCCCCCCCCCCCCCCCCACUCAAAUGGUGCUGAGAGGCAGAUGCCCCUUGUGCUCUCAGGGACUCCGCUCCAGGGGAAACAUGGGUGAAUCUCGUUCUACUUAGCAACAGCAGAACCCUAAAAGACAGCCAGUUAAAGAGGUGGAACUGAGCUGUGCUGUACUUCAUGGAUUUAUGACACCCUCACCUGUGUUUUUGUGAGGAAAACCCAUAUUCUUCCUCUUCCUUCACAGGACUGCGUCCUCCAUGUUUAACCCCUGAUGCUGCGUGAGGGCAACGGGAGCAUCACCUGGCAAGUGAUUGCUGUCCCACGCACACAAGCUAUGUAGUCCCACAGCUGCAGCGUGAAGCUGUCAGGUCUGGAUUUUCUCCCAGGUGCCUGAGAAGUAGCACCCAGGAAAGCUGUGGUUUGGGAAGAUGAGGAACUGGCCUGACAGUCGUGGCCUGCCCUGCACAGCACUGUGUCCACUGAGACCUGGGAGUCCCCAGACUUUAAAACAAACAAAACCCCUUCCUCACGCAAACUGUGGUGUGGCAGCAGCACAUGGUGCUGCUGGGCUGCUGCCACGUUCAGGGGCAGCUUCUCAGCAGGAGCUUAAGUGAUUUCACUAGAGAAAGGCGAGCACUUGGGAUUCUCCUUUGUUAGGACUACAGAAAAAAAACCACGCCUGUAAGCCGUGCUGCUUAGUUGGCAUCACUAUCACCUUGCCUUUAACAAAGUAACAAACUUUUGGCUUCUAGUGGAAUUUUAAAAAUCACUGAACACCUCUUAUAUUUCAACUUUUCCACAUGUGAUAUCAAUAGGUGUAAAGAUCAGAACUUAGAGGUUAAUUAAAGAUGCAAUGAUCAUAUAAGGGGAAUAUCUAGACACGGUCUGUUAAAUGUUUUCUGUUGGGACGAUGGUUACCAAUGUUAAUAUGGAAGUGGAAACCAAGAACAAUUAAUCUUUCCUGCAACUGAGCAGCUCUGUUCCAGCUGUGGAGAGCCAGCUAUUGCAAGGUAAGGUGUGUAGCAAGUCUUGGUGUAGGGAGACAAGGGCCCUGUCUGUCAUGAUUUGUGUUUAUUACCCUAGCUGCAGGCUCAGGUGAAUUGUACUGGUAUAAAUCCUACUAUGUUUCUCUUUUGCUUGCAUACUAUGAAAUUCGACAGCAUUACAAUUACAUCAGAAACCGUUGUCUAUUUCUAAAUUCCCAGCACAGUUUAGUGGUACUGUAUUUUUCUACCCAUAGACUCUGAACUGACUCCAGAAGCUUGUAUUCCAUUCUCUCCUCUGUACUUCCCAUGCAGCUUGCAUCACUGUAUGAUCCAAGAGCCUUCCAGAAAUACAUUACGUAAUGUGGCUGUCACUUCUGUCACACGUGGUUUGUUUUCUCUUCUUUCCUGAAGUAUUGGGUAGGUCAGGUAUUUUUUUUGUUGUUUCUAUACUGAAAUAAAUAGAUGCAAGAACCUUUCAUUCGUGAUAUGACGUAAUAAAAUCUCCAGACGUUUUCCUUCAUGUACUGAAUCUAAUCUCUAGGAAGGCUGUGUACUUGCAUGGUCAGAUGUAAAUAAAUUAAAUUACUUCCUAAAACAACAUUGCCAGGAUUUUCAGGAAAGAUUUCACUUAGGCUUUUUUAUCACAUAUUUAAGCAGUCAGAAAGAAGUUAUCGUGUUGUCAGUGUUUGAAAGAAAACCAAUAGCAGACUGCCCGCCUUUUUUGCUAAAUGCAAUAUUUUUUCAAGACCAUAUAGAUUAAAACUGUGCUGGUGAGUAUUUCUUUUGCAUUGCAUUCUGAUUCCCUUGUUUGAUUUAAUUUUGAGAAUAUUUAACACUUGAAAUCAUUGUGACCUGCACUGUGGUAGUAUUUUUCUCUGAAAAUAACAUGUUGCUGUGUUAGUGCUUGAAUGCUGUAAUCUCAUCAGAACGCAUGCACAAUGCGUCUGAAUCAUGCUGGAGUGGCAUCAAUGAAGUGCCUUUUUCUAGCUCAGUGAGAAACUUCUGCAGCUUGGAAUGUGAUAAAGGUACGGACAGUACUUAGUAAAACCAACUCAACUUCCACAAAUUACUGUUCUGUGGGACAUACUUUAAUGUAGGGAGCUGUACUGGGACUGUUUGAAUACCGUGGGCCAAACUGGCCUAGGUUAGAUCAAACUGCAGAUUUGGCAGGAUAGUUUAGGGUCUGUUUGUACUCACUGCUUAAACAGCUGAAUUUUGUAGGAUGUUUGUAGUCUACUCCAUGCCUCAAAAGCAGCAUGAAAUAAAGCAUAAAAAUGUUUUGACUCUAACUUUAAGAAGUGGACAAUACAAAGGAGGAGCCAACUGGAAAGGAAAUGGGAGAUAAUGAACAGGGAGUGACUUUCUGUAAAGGCUCUUGGAAAUGUAGAUGAGUAAAUAAUGUUUGGUGCAAUACAGAGAAUAAGGAACUAUCAGAAUGCUUCCAACAGAGAAGUGAUGUGGUCAGAGUAAUUAUCUACAUAAAUAAUCUUAGGCUGUGGUUUCAAGGUUACUAAUUCUGGGCCUGUGUACAUCCAGAUCUCCCAGCAUUGCUAAAAUAGUCCAGACCAGGUAUGACCAUGCUGUCACAUUGUUCUCACAUCAGUUUGUGCCCAUUCUACAGAGUUUUUCUUCUGCCUCUGCAGGGACUGACAGUACCUGAUGUUGUUUGAAUGUCUGAUGGUACAAAAUUAUCCCAUCAACAUUUCUACUGAUGAAAUUUAAAUUGGCAGAAUGAGUUAAAAUUACAUUAGUGGUUUCCAUUUGAUGGGUGUGGUAUAUUUGAUCGUUAAUGGGAGGACUAUAGUCAGCUUUACUGUAUUGUCAAAUCAUGGCAUUUACAGCUGUUAAAGGCUGUUGUGUUAUGAGCUGUGUUGGUUAAUGCUGGAGGGAAAGGUGUUUGGAGCAAUUCAGUUAUGGAAGAAAAAGACCCAAACAAAAGUCUUUGUUGUGUGGAUGGAUCAAAGGACGUUGUCUUACAGGUACCUUGUAGUACAAGUCUAAAUUUAGGCUAGGAUCUAAAGAGGUCUCAGGUAGAGCUAAAAGUUGACAUGAAGCUUGAAAUGGAUGGUAGACUGGUGGUGUUACCACAGAUAUGCACAAAGAAAAGGACAUUUAGGGAAGAGAAAGAACCAGGUUCUAGCUUUGCUGAGCUAUAGCUUCCUGCUAGUCAUCCAGAGAGAGAGAAAAUGGCUAUGAUUUAAGUUUGGAUAAAUAACUCCGGGGAAAGGAGCAGAUCUGUAAAUCAUCUGCAAAGAGUUGGUACUUGUAUUUCAGAUGAGAUAACUCUGAAAAAACGUGGGAGGAUAAAAGCAGAAGACCAAGGAUACAGCUCUGUGACGCAGCAUGAGGAGAAUCUGUCUAAGAACACUUGGAAGGAAGGCUAAAUAGGCCAUGAUAAAACCCGACCGCGCCGCUUCGAGAGGGUGAAGCGCGGGGUUGCAAAAUGCCCAGGCAGGCGGCCGUGCCCGUGGCUCUGGCGGCCCUGCUGGGCAUCGCCGCGGGGGGGCUCGUUCUGUGGAAGGCCGCCCAGCGCCGGAGGGGCAGAGCGCGCAGCGGGAGCCUGCGGGAGGAGGCGGCGGGGGAGCGGCCGGAGGGGAAAGCGAGCGAGGCGGGGGGCAGGGAAGCGCUUCCCCUCUUCGCACCCCCCACCCUUUCCUGGGUGGAGAGGAGCCUCGGCGCAGACAUAGUGGUCGUGUCGGAGCGGCAGGAGUGGGACCGGGUGCAGCCUUUGCUGAAGAAGGAGCUGGAGAAGUGGCCCGUGCUUGGAAUGGACUGCGAGUGGGUAUCUGUGGAGGGAAAAGCAAAUCCCGUAUCCCUCCUACAGAUGGCUUCUGCCAGUGGCCUUUGCGUUCUCGUUCGGUUGCCCAGGCUUGUUGCCAGCGGACAGCCCGUCCCAAAGACCCUGCUGGACAUCAUGGCAGAUGAUGCUGUGUUGAAAGUAGGAGUAGGAUGCUGGGAAGACGCUUGCAAGUUACUUCAGGAUUAUAGUCUUCCAGUCAAAGGGAGCGUGGAUCUCCGGUAUUUAGCCAUGAGGCAGCGGAAGGAUCUACUUCACAACUGCCUUAGCCUUAAGUCUUUAGCUGAAAAAGUCCUGAACUGCCCGCUUGACAAGUCUCCUCAUAUGCGUUGCAGCAACUGGGAGGCAGAAGAACUGACACAAGAUCAGGUUCUCUAUGCUGCUAGGGAUGCCCAGGUCUCAGUAGCUCUGUUCCUCCAUUUGCUGGGAUUUGCCUGUCUCCCUGCUACAUCUAAAGGUGAAAACUCUGUUUCUGGUUGGGAAAAAGUAUUGAGUAAAUGCCAAGGCCUGGUGGAUAUCCCAUUUAAAGGAAGAAAAAGUGGCAGCACGGGAGAGGACAGGAGUGGAGAGGCACGUUCUCCUCACAAAGGAAAGAAUCGGAGAUCUGUGGUGAAUGUUCAUUCCUCUGGCAGUCAGCAAGUGAGAGAUCCUCGGAGGCAGAAACGAAAGCCUCUGGGUGUGGGAUAUUCUGCAAGAAAAUCUCCACUGUAUGACAACUGCUUCCUGCAUGCCCCAGAUGGACAGCCCUUGUGCACUUGUGAUCGCAAGAAAGCUCAGUGGUAUCUGGACAAGGGGAUUGGAGAUCUAGUUAGCACAGACCCAUUUGUUGUGAAGCUGCGGUUUGAGCCUUCAGGACGUCCUGAGUCUGACGUUGAUUAUUAUCUGAUGGUUAAAGAAAAUCUGUGUGUUGUAUGUGGCAAACGGGAGUCCUAUAUCCGGAAGAACAUUGUUCCUCAUGAGUACCGAAGGCACUUCCCCAUUCAGAUGAAGGACCACAACUCCCAUGACGUGCUCCUACUCUGCACCUCCUGCCACGCCAUCUCCAAUUACUAUGACAACCAUCUCAAGCAGCAGCUGGCUGAGGAGUUUGGUGCUCCUAUUGGCUCUGAGGAAGGAGUGCGGCUGCUGGAGGACCCUCUGCGCCGGCAGGUGCGCUCCGGGGCCCGAGCUCUGCUGAAUGCAGACAGCCUGCCAGACCCUCGAAAGGCAGAACUCCUGCAAGGCAUCAAGGACUUCUUUAACGUAGAAGCUGUGACCCCAGAGAUGCUGCAGGAAGCAGCUGGUCUGGAAACCAGGAUCUGCAAUGAGAGCUACAUGCCACAUGGACUGAAGGUGGUACAGUGUUGUGCUAAAGGAGGCCUGCGCUCCCUUAUGCAGCUGGAGAGACGCUGGCGGCAGCAUUUCUUGGACAGCAUGCAGCCCAAACACCUCCCAGAGCAGUGGUCAGUGGACCACAACCACACAAAGCUGAUCCGAAAGUAUGGAGAGGAUCUUCAGAUCCAGCUGUCGUGAAACUAACUUCCUGGACUUAGGACAGAGACUAAUGGACGUAUGUAACUGAAAGUGGAAAGACUAUUUUUAUUUCUGUUUCUCCACUAACAUCAGAGCCUGGCUUUGGUGAGCAGGCAGCAGUGGAUCUGCCAGAGCUGGCAUUUUACAAAGAGUUAAUCUGCUGACUUGAAUUUUAUCAGGUGGUUUGGAAUUUUUAAUCCUAGACUGUCACUGGAUAGUUCAGUGCAGGAAUGAUAUGCUAAGGGAAUUUUUCUGCUCUAAUUGAUUAUUGGGAGUUAUUUUCUAUCCCUGGGAUGUCUGGUGCCUUCACACCCUCUCUUUUAACAUAGAGCACAAUAUGUGAACAUGUCCAGGAUUUCCAGAUGUGCACCUUGGCUGCACCACCAGCAUCUCCCGAUAACAAAUCUUCCUUUGCUUUCAGUGCAGUUGUACUCACAUGAGUUCUUCCUGGAGAAGAUGCCCUACUAGAGAGAGAUUCCUUGUUUGGAAGUAGCAAAGAAUCCUUACUAUUCUUGUUUGUUUGUUUCAGAUUCUGCAGAGUUUCAGCAGCCUUGCAAUAGGCCUCAUUGAGUUUCUUAUUGCCUGAGGAGAAGCGAUACUAUUUGAUGCUGGCAGUGUGGAAGCAUCUAAGUCGUGUCUUUUAAAACAGCUUCCAGCGGCACAGAGUCUGUAAAAAGUGUUUUUUCCCCAGUUUUGCUUGUUCAUUGUGAGUAGCUCUUGGCAGGUACCGUUUCACAUUAGAGUGAAACUCAACGGAGUGUCUUAAAAGGAAUAAGAAACAAACUUUAAAAGACCAGCAUUUUUUUUUUUAAGAAGUCAGAUGACAUGGCAGGAAACUAGAAAAUCAGACGUUUUCUUCUUGGAUUUGAUUCGUGGUGAUGAUCAAAUCGUACUCUCCAUGCCUGUUUCCCUGUCUCUAAAAUGAGACUAAUAGAACUUACCUAUCUCACAAGGGUGUUGUGAGGAUUGAUUAAUCGAGGUUUUUUGUAAAAUUCUUUGAAAACUUAAGGCAGUGUGUGCUAAUUAUUAUUGUUGUAAUUAAAAAUGUGCUACUGUCUUGACUUUCUUAAAUAUUUGUGGUUUUUUGCCUGGGGUUAGACCUUAGUUAAAAUACGACGUUAUGAAAAUAAAUACCCCUUUCUUUGAA
Molecule: messenger RNA, 6949 nt
Organism: Gallus gallus (chicken)
Lineage: Eukaryota; Metazoa; Chordata; Aves; Galliformes; Phasianidae
Gene: EXD2
Product: exonuclease 3'-5' domain containing 2
Exons: 9
Coding region: 3937-5802 (621 amino acids)
Biological process (GO): nucleobase-containing compound metabolic process
Cellular component (GO): cytoplasm; nucleus
Molecular function (GO): nucleic acid binding; 3'-5' exonuclease activity
Source: RefSeq, a predicted model, not a curated record